CAGCAGUGAGCGUUCCUCCCCCACUCUUCCUUACUUCUAGCUCGGGUUUUUUUUAAACACUUAGCUAGGGUUGUCCUUACCAAUUACUGAAGCCUACUAAAGGUCUGUUUUGACAUUUCACUCUUCAGUACAUGGUUUUUCGAAGUAACGUCGUAAAAAUAACGCCUCUUUCCGCGGUGGGAAAGAGGAGAAGCUAGUUCGAGUCGCAGCAGCAGAGCACUGACUGCAUAAACUGGCAUGAGGAUGAAUCCAGAUGACUGGAAUUACGCUGCAAAUGAGUCUCUGCAGAGGCGUCUGAUUCCAGAUCACCGGACUGAGGUCAACAGUCGGGGGGUCAACUCCGUCACCAGUGAUGAGUGGCAGACUUUCUGCAGACAUGCAAGACACACUGUUGACGAAGCUCAAAGCUUGAUGGGAGGAAAUGUGGCAAGGGAGCAACUCUGUGUUUCCUCCCAUGACUUUUACAUCAAUGACGCUGAAGCUGAUGACCCAGAUGGAGAAUCACUUGAAGUCGAUGAAGAGGAUCCAGAGCUCAGGAGAAAGCGUAAACAGCUUCAAGAGAUAGAGGAGCAAAUUAUGUUUAAGAGAGCUUCUAUUGCCCUGAAAACAGUUGAACCGCUUUUAAAGAAAACAACCUCUCCAGAUAUAGAUUCUUAUAGUGAAUCGGCUACACGCAACGUUGCCAGUCUUAAAGACCGUGUGAAUUUAAUUUUGCAACAACAUCGUCCUUCGAGAUUUCUGUCAACGGUCCGGUCACCCAAAGAGAGAAUGAACUCAUCCAGCCUGAUUAAAAAUGGUCCACCGCAGGACGACCAUCCUCUGAAGCUCAGAGUGAAGGCCCUAAUGAAGCAAAGAAUUAGCGAUUCAUUUUAUUUGCCAGCCAGAGAAGAGGCCCCUGACUGUACACCAUCUCCUCUCUGCCGAAGCAACUCUUCACCCGGCAACGAGGAUGUUGUCCACAAAGGUUUCCAGCGUUUCCUCAGCAUUCUCAAUGAAGGAGUGGACAUGGACUUCCUCAGCAGGAUUGUUAACGAUGACAGUCCAGAUCUUCCUUUAGGUGAGGAGCUCCUCAACGUUCAGGUUCCUGCUGUAGAGAGCAUGUCAGAUACAACCUUCGACAGAGAGAGGCAGCAAUCAGAUCACGAAGCUUCGCUACCGGACUGCAAUCGGGCCAACAGUGAAGGGGAAUGUGACAAACCCACUGAAGAGAGAUCCCUCGGUGAGAGACUUUCCAUGCCCGCUAAUGAAGAUGAGGCGAGGAGUCCAUCCAAGUCUCCCGCUGCAGUGAAGACGAAAGAAGAAGAAGAAGAAAAACCAGAGGUGGACGAGCAGCGUGCACAGCUCCAGAACAUUCUUCAAUCUCUGGGUUUGAGCCUCGAAGUUGAUGAGAUGAGCAAAUUAGCAGACCGGACUCGGGAGAGGCUGUAUGGAAAGAAGCAUGAAGGCAAAGGACCAGAGCAGGAGAUUCGGCAGAGGGGUCCUCAAAGACAUUACAGUAAGUCCUCCUCUUCGUCUUCCUCCUCGAGAUCAAACUCUAGAAGCAAUAGUCGUCCGAGUCCCUCUCGCCGUCGCCGCUCCCACGGCAGAGAAUCGAGACAAAGGUCUGAAUGCGGCCGCCGUUCGGGCGACAGAAAGGGAGAGGAACUGGCGUGCCAUGGCGGCCUCGAGGACAGCAAAGAAGAACAGAGUUAUGGGUACCACGACGAAAAAAAUACCAAAGAAAUGUUUUCUUAUCAACAAAACCAUAUGUAUAGCCAGCCUGCUGCUCUUUCUGCAUUUCCACAAAACGAUUUCUACCAAAGCUCCCAGUACACUGCCUACCACAGUGACUCCUACGACACUGCUUCAAAUUCCUACUGGACAUCUGCACAAGUUGCCCCCCCACCUUUCUUUUAUACAAGCGGGAGUCCUCAUCCACAAAACGCCUACCAACUCUCUCCUUCCUCUGAAGUGCCCCCUGUCCUUUGUGACCCAUAUAGACGCAUGUCUUUGAAAAAUAACCGAUUCAGGAAUCCGGAUCCGUCGGGGAGGGAAGGGCAAACUGGAUCUUUUUCAGUCAAUCGCUGCCUGCAGGUCCUCAGCACCGACAAGCCACCUAGCUGUCUACAGAAAACCCCGCCCAAACCCCCCCCCACACCCCCUCCCCAAAAAAAGAAGAAGAAGAAAAAGAAGAAGAAGAAUAAGAAAAAUGUACAGACAGAAGCUCAUUUAGAGUAUAUUCGGGCACAGAGGGAAAGUGCAACAUUUUGGCAGAAGCAAAACAACAAAAACAAACAACGGCCUAACAAACAAGGCCCCCGGUCAUUGAACACAAACCUAUUCAUGAACCCAGAUCUGUCAGGGAGUGAAGGCCAAACUGGAUUUUUUUCACGCCAACCCUGCCUGCAGACUGUCAGCAUUAAGAGCCGUUUACAGCAACCCCCAAAAGGUCCCAAAAACAAAAUGAAUAUGAAGACAAAAGUUCACUCACAGAUGGUUCAUGUACUUAAUGCAAAGCAAAGAAGGCAGGAACUACGACAAUUGGCAGAAGAACCGGCGCAGGUGAAUACUCCACAGCCGGUUGAACACAACCCUGAAGCGGAGCAGUCGGGAAAACAGCAGGCGCCAACGGAGCAGUCGGGAAAACAGCAGGCGCCAACGGAGCAGUCGGGAAAACAGCAGGCGCCAACGGAGCAGUCGGGAAAACAGCAGGCGCCAACAGAAGAGUCAGGAGAACAGCGGGCACCAACGGAGGAGGAAAUUAAAGCAAACUUGAGGAUAAAGCUUAAAGCAUUUAACCUGAAGAUGAAGCAAAAGGCCCCAGAGCCUGGCUAUGCCCUGACCUCACCGACCGGUGAAAUAUGUGGCUCUUCGUGACUGUGUGAUCAUUUGAAACUGCUGCAAGCCGAGACUGUGGACAUCAUGUCCAACAUACAGUAUUUACACCUUGUUUAUUGUUUAGUCAUAUUUCGAGUCAUAUUUCGAGUCUUCACACUCUAAAAACAUCUUCUUCAAAAAAAUUAUUUUAUGCCAGCAAUUGCCAUUAUGGGUCGGGUCUGGUAACACCCAUAUCAACUCUACGUUUCUGUGAAUAUUACUACUUUAUUACUGUUUAUAAACUGCCUUUCUCUUGGUACUGUAUGUAUUUGAUUAAACAAACUAUGUUUUGCAGACUCUG
Messenger RNA from Pungitius pungitius (ninespine stickleback), 3157 nucleotides. Its product is annotated as serine/arginine repetitive matrix protein 1-like. The transcript is spliced from 6 exons. The coding region runs from base 238 to 2856 and encodes 872 amino acids. Lineage: Eukaryota; Metazoa; Chordata; Actinopteri; Perciformes; Gasterosteidae. The record is from RefSeq and is a predicted model, not a curated record.